Microplitis mediator is the source of this 1217-nucleotide messenger RNA. Its product is annotated as protein lethal(2)essential for life-like. The coding region runs from base 307 to 879 and encodes 190 amino acids. Lineage: Eukaryota; Metazoa; Arthropoda; Insecta; Hymenoptera; Braconidae. The transcript has a single exon. Gene Ontology annotation, biological process: response to heat; protein refolding. The record is from RefSeq and is a predicted model, not a curated record. Gene Ontology annotation, molecular function: protein folding chaperone.
GUUAGAAAAUGUGCAUGAUGACGUUAGUAAGUCUGGUAAACGUCAGAUGCAGAGCACAAACUCUUACCGCGUACUUUUAUUUUUAAAAAACAAUAAUCCUAAAUAGAGAGUUAAUAAUAUUUAUAAAUAAGUGUUUGACUCAAUAAGUUAUUUCCAGAAAGGAUAUUUAUAACAGUUGUCAUCUUCUUAUUUUGUUUAUUUUCUACUUGACGUCUAAAAAUAAACAAUAAAAAAAAUAAAUUAAUUGUUUCAUAAUUAGUAAGAGAAAUUUGUGGUAAUUUGUAAUAUAAUUAAUUAAAUUAAGUGAUGUCAUUGCUACCAAUGUUGUUCUCCAGUUGGUGGGAAAGUUUGAAUCAUGUUCAUCGACUUGAUAAUCAGGAUUUUGCUUUGCCUAUAAAUAAUAUUUACUUCCCAUCAUCAAGAUAUAGAAAUUAUCAGCAUCCAUUUGACGUAAUAAAUUACCGACGAAGUAGAUUUAUUACACCGAGAUAUCAAGAGGAAGAAAAAUAUUCAGUGUCCUUGGACGUUGGUAAAUUUAACCCUGAUGACAUCACGGUUAAAGUGGCAGAUAAUGUGAUCACAGUACAAGCUGGACAUGAAUUAAUCCUGGAUGAGCAUGGUACUGUUUCAAGAGAGUUUGAGAGAAAUUAUGACAUUCCGGAAGAAUAUGAUGUUGAUGAAGCCAAGUCCGAGCUGUCGUCUGAUGGUGUUUUGACAAUCAGUGUGCCUAGAAAAAAAUUAGAAGGUGAAAGAGCCAUUUUAAUUGAAUACAUACCGUACCCAGCUGUUAUUGAAGUUGCUCCGGGUGUUGGAGAGCAAGAAAGGCCAAGGUCACCAAAUCGACGUCCAAGAUACAAUGGGUCUGUUGCUGCUGGAUAAUUUUAUUUGAUUUUAAAAAUUAUAAAUAUUUAUUUUUUAAAAUAUUUUACUGUAAAAUUGUUUUGAUUUUUUAUUUAUCGAAUUUUAAAAGAGAUUUGUUUAUAUGAUAAUUUUAAAUGUUUAUAAGCAUGCGUUGAUAUAUAUAUAUGAUAUAUUUAAAAAUUUUUUUAAAAAUUAUUUUUUUCUAUCGACAGUAAAUUGUAAUUGUUAAAUUUUUUAUUUAAAAUAAGUUACAUAAUUAAUAUGUUUUUAAAUAAUUAACAAUUAUUGGCAUGAUGUUAUAAGAUAUGUUAUGUAUAUAUAUAUAUUUUUAAAAAUCUAUGAAUCAGAGCUUACUA